UCAAAUCACGCAAUUUGAAAGUACGUUACAAUUAGCGUACAAAAAUUACAACGUAACUUUUAGACAAUGCAGAUGAAUGAGUUUUUCUGGAGAUUAGUGAUUUUCUUCGUGAACGAGGCUAUAUUAGAUAUAUGAAAAUACAGUUUGCAGUCGUUCCUUUUCUUUUCUUUCCUGUUCUUCCCCCCGUCUUCCAUUGGACGCCUUCUUCCUCCCGUCCCAUUCUCUCCUCCCAUCAAACUUUUUCGAAUGUAAAAGUCUUACAGCCGAGUUGGAGCGGGAUAGAAGGACGUAUUACAGGAUAAUUAAACAAUACGAGGUAAAAUGCAUACUUUAAAACUAGGGUAAAAAAAAAAAAAGUACUAGCCGAUGUAUUUUUUUUACUACCGAAAAUGUGAAACGCUUUUAAGGAUAUUUAUUGAGAAUAAAGAAACACGCUGUUCUCCGACAAUAGUACUCACACGUGUGGCAGAAGCUAUACUCCUGAAGGAGAGCACUGAAGAUAAAAUAUAGACGUAUUUUAAGUUUGGAAGAAUUAACAUGGUGGAUAAGGGCCCUUUAUUGACUUCAGGUAUCAUUUUUUACCUGUCUAUCGGGGCUGCGAUAUUUCAAAUUUUGGAAGAACCGAACUGGAAGCGUGCCGUGUUCAACUAUACUGCUGAAAAGGAAAGAAUACUCAAUGACCACCCUUGUCUCAAAAAAGCGGACUUGGACCGAAUUUUGAAGUUGGUGUCAGGGGCCGCAAGUCAAGGCAUCACUAUUGUUGGUGACGGAACAUUACCGAACUGGGACUGGCGCAAUGCUGUCGUUUUCUCGGCCACAGUCAUUACCACGAUUGGUUAUGGGAACAUCGCGCCUAAGACGGCCCGAGGCAGGAUCUUCUGUGUCAUCUAUGGGCUCUUUGGCAUCCCCCUGUGCCUCACUUGGAUCAGUGAGCUGGGAAAGUUCUUUGGAAGCCGAGCCAGACGUUUUGGAGAGUUCCUUAUAAGGAAGGGUCUCACCCUGAGGAAGGCCCAGUUUACGUGCACUGCCAUCUUCCUGCUUUGGGGCUUGGUGGUGCACCUGGUGAUCCCACCCUUUGUGUUCAUGUAUUAUGAGGGCUGGUCCUAUGUCGAGGGUUUCUACUUCUCUUUUGUCACCUUGACCACCAUUGGUUUUGGUGAUCUAGUGACAGCUGUGGAUCCAAAUGCAGGUUACCCAGUCCUCUACUGCUUCUUUGUCCAGUUAUGGAUCUGCCUUGGCUUGGCUUGGCUGUCGCUGUUCUUCAACUGGAAUGUCCACAUGGUUGUGGAAGCCCAUAAGGCCCUGAAGAAGAGGAGACGGCGCCACCUGGAGGGCCCGCAGCAGCAUGAAAAGGUUGAGGCUAAGGCGGUUCUGCCCAACGCCGUUGACAUCUUCAGCUUUCUGUCAGAGAAACAGGAGGGUUAUAGUGAUCAUAUCAAGCACAUUGGUGAAGAGAGGAGGACGGACAAUGCCAUAGGGACGGUUUUGAUUCGCUCCAAGAGUUGCAGUGACAAUAUUGGUGGGAUGAGAAUCCUGACAUACGACCACUCACUGCGACGGAAACGCCGCCACAGUUUCAGUGAGCACCUCACCGAGGCUUACGCCAAGAGGAUGAGUCAAGUCCAUUCUGAUGUAGGCAUCUCCCAGGAUUCAGUCAGCAUCCAGCUGAAUAUACAUGCUUCAGAGGAGGGAGGGACCAUAUGGGCAACCAAGGAAAAUCAGCCUCUCCUCUCUCAGGAGGAUGGCAUCUGCCUUGGGAAUGAAGAGAACCUCCUGAAGAGUGGCAGUGAGUCUGGAACCAGCGACUCUACGGCGGAAGAAAAAGCCGGGCCUGAGAGCCCAGCAGCGGAGGAAAGAAGCUCAGGCUCGGAGGAUUUGGAUUUUGAGUUAGUUGAUUCAAUCUACUACAGCUCCCGAGAACAGCUAGUGAAAGAGGAAGACAAAGGUUGAGACUCUGCUAGCUCUAGCUGUGUCAUUAAUUUGGAUCAGACUUUCUAUCCUCAAUAUUACACAAAUUGUAUUUCAGUUCAAAUGUUUCAUUCAAGUGAUCAAAUAUUUUAUAGCAAGUGUUGUGUAACAAUUUACAACCUAGGGAUAAGGCAGACAACAGUCAUUUGCGUCACACUUAAAGGGUCACUUUAAGGUCUAAUGCUACAUCCUGCAUGACUGAUACAUACAAAUAAGACUGAGAGUACAAUGAUAUAUAUUGUCACUGUCCAGUGAAAAACACAUCUCCAAAGAUCCAUUAUUUCCGGAGUGGAGAAAAAUGCAUUUUCUCAGAAACUACUUUACAAAAUCAACCUAAAACAAUGUGACACCCUUAGCAUCACAAACACAAACUCUCCACACAGCCAUCAGUAAACUGUUUGUUUUAAAUGGACUUACGUGGAUUGUUUUCAGCCAGGCAAAUCUAGCUAUCAACUUUAAGCUGAAAUUGGCCAUAUAAAGCAAUCCAUGCACACAAUCGUCAUGAACAGAAAUGUUAACUAGUACAAACAUAAGUACUAGUUAAAUAGAUGACUUCACUAAAUAUUUUUGCAUUUAUCAAUUAGAUGUCAAACGCUAUCAGUAGACGAGGUGCAUAACAUUGAUAGUAAAAAAAUCACAAUUGACGAAAAGUGGACAAACGCGGUUUUCAUUGGACAGCAGUGAUAUAUUCAGUUAUUUAUUCAUUAAGAAAAUAGAGGCUCAAUAUCUAUGGGCUCAAUAAUACCAAUUUUUAAAGCACAAAAGAUAAUUGUCAACAGCUAGCUGGUGUUGAAAGCUCAGUAAGUUUCUCCCUAUUUAUAGAGUACCCUGAAAGGCUCUUCAGCACUUUGUCCAAUUUCAUUUUCUAGAUAAUGAAAGGAAAUCUCAGGUGAUCUGUCCACACAGCUAGCUGCAUGUUGUGUUUUCACCAUGUUGGUGCUUAUUACAGCUUUGACAAAAUGACAGUCCUUCCUGUGGAGGGUUUUCAGGACUACCCCGAACCCCAAACAUUUAUCUGGAAUUGUUGGAAAGUGCUUUGACUACUGAUAGUCAUCAUUCAGGCAUUAACAGAGGGAUUCUUGACUCACCAAUGAACUUAUUCCUUUGACUUGCAUUCUUCAUUCUUCAGACUUCUCUAUAAGAUACUGCCUUUCAAAGUGCCACAGAAGGCUCUUUUUGAGGUUAAUAUAAAUCUCUGCAGGGCCUUGGAGAUCUCUCACAUCAUGUAAGUUUCUGAUGAUCUCGGGUAAUAUUGAAAUUUGAUGAAGUUGAGAUGUCCACUGUUUAUUAGAGCAGUAAUGUAUUGAGUUGAACAUGACAAAGCCAAAUGUAGCCACAGCACUGUAUUUAUGACUUGAAUGACUGACAAAUAGAAGCUGCGCUUUUGUCCUUAUCCAAAGGCAGCACUAAGCUGUGAAAUGGUGUUUCCUGCCAGGAUAUCCGCCACCUUGCCUUGCCACGCUGUAUUUUUAGGAUAGACUCAGUUGUUGCCUAGCAUGGACUGUAGUGCUAUAUUCAUACAAUUAAUGAAAUAUUCACAGAUAGGAAUAGCUCACUCUCUGCUACCCCAAGCCUUUGCAGCCCUUUUUUCCUCAAACUUUCUCCCAAGUCAAGAAACAAUGAAGUUUCACACACUAACUCUUCAGAUCUAAAAACAGUGCCUAAUGGACACACUUCCUCCCUGGGGUUUAAGUAGCAGUAAAGGAUGUUCUGUGCCCUGCUUCUGGGUGUUUCUUAGUUUCAUUUAUACAUAUACAUUUCUUAGUGUGUCUACUGUUGUAAAUUUUAAUAAAAAGUAAUAUUUAUUCAUCACUCCAACAGUAUUAAUAUAUUUUAUAUAUACGUGAUAUUCUUUGUAUAUAUAAAACAUUGUUUUCACUUAAAAAAGAAAUGUAUCACUCCACAAAGUGCCAUAUGAAUAUUUUGGUUAAGAAUCCUAUUGACUGAAGUCACUGUCCCUGAUUCUGUCAUCAAAAAGAUCCUGUCUGAAAAAGAGAAAUGUAGCAGAUCAGAGCAUGGUAGGACAUGACCGCCUGUCACAAGCCAAAACUCAUCCAAACAAUGCUUGGAUGAACCAAAAGCAGAAAUUUCUGGCUGGUGCUGGUGAAAACCAGACUAAAUUUUACACUAAAGUCCUCAUGCACGUGGUUGGGUACAGUGGUAGUGCUGUCAUAGUUUGAUAAGUGGGGAAAGUAACUGCAUUCACUGCAGUUAAUAUAAAGAGUAUCAAUUUAAGAGAUAUAAGGAUUACUAUUUUAAACAUGGGACGGUAUUUUUGGUAUUUUCCUUAAUUAGUAUCAAUUUCAUACAAUUUGUUCAAAAAGAUACCCUUUAAUUUAGUAUUUUGUUAUAAAAUAUACAAACCUACAAAAAAAGUGUUAGGGAACAAAUACUUUCCUAUGGAUCCUAAUUCUGGGGAAGAUACACAUUUCAAUAACAUUCAGUAAUGUUUUAUAAAAAGACAAAUACACAGAAUUAGCUUCGUUAGAUGGUUUUGAAUUGAACAAAUCAGCCCACUCCAGGAUGCUAAUAAAUUAUGGACAAAUGUUUAGUGUAUUUUUCUUUUGCUGGUUUUUGAAUGGUUCCAUUCAUGUGAGGGGGGUAUGGCCCUGCCUUCAGUUCAAAUUUUUUAUUUUCUGUUUGCCAUGUUUAGUUGAAUUUGGCUCCAUAUUGACAGAUGACUAUUGAAUAAAACAUUGAAACUUUU
Paramormyrops kingsleyae is the source of this 4675-nucleotide messenger RNA. Its product is annotated as potassium channel subfamily K member 5-like. The record is from RefSeq and is a predicted model, not a curated record. Gene Ontology annotation, biological process: stabilization of membrane potential; potassium ion transmembrane transport. Gene Ontology annotation, cellular component: plasma membrane. Gene Ontology annotation, molecular function: outward rectifier potassium channel activity; potassium ion leak channel activity. NCBI's taxonomy places the organism in Eukaryota, Metazoa, Chordata, Actinopteri, Osteoglossiformes, Mormyridae.